AUGGCUUCGGUUCCAGGCCCAGAUUUCAGAAGUAUUAUCAACUCUCCCCAGUUCACCUUCUUGAUCGGACCCGGCCACUCAAAAGUCACCAUCCAAUCUGGCCUUGCCAAACAUGUCUCUCCCCGGCUCGAUGGGCUGAUGAACAACGGCCAUACUCGCGAAUCCCGGCACCGUAUCGCAGUCCUGGAGGACGAACAUGUUGAGACCUUCACUGGUUUCUGCGAAUUUGCAUACACCGGAGAUUAUACCGUUCCCGUUCGUCAGACCAGAUCCGACCUACCAGAGUCUUCGGAAUAUGGAGAACCUUGCUCCCCAUCUGCGAACCUCCAUGUACCGCCGCCGGCACCAUCGCCCCCUUCCUCUCCAAAAGCACCACGGCCAGAGGAUUCAUGCGCCAUCUGGGAUGACGAAGAUGAUCUUCCAAAGGAAGAGCCCGCCGUGGUCCAGCCUCAGGCACUUGUUGUGAAGGAGGACCCUCAGCCCCAGCCCCAGCCCCAGCCCCAGGAAGAGGAAGAUGACUCAAAGGGAGCCGCUGACGCCGGAAAGAAGGGCAAGAAGAGCAAGAAAGAGAAAAAGGCAAAGAAAAAAGUAGUUGAAGAGCGUCCUGCUGCAAACACUCUCACGCCUCCUAAAACUCCUCCGCCCACGGAGAAUAAAGAGAAUGUUAAAGAUAUUGCCGUGAUUGAAGAGAAAAAUACUGAGGCCGUCACUGCAGUGGCUCCAUUCCAGCAAGAAGAAAAGCCUAAAGAGAAACCUGAAGAAAAGCCGGAAGAAACCCAAAACACAGAGUCUGGCGAUUGGCCUGAAUUCCAGGCAACUCAAGCAGAGUCAAUACUCGAGACAUCCAAGUCCGAAGGCUCUGUUAGAGGAGAACCCUUCUUCCCCCUUCCAUCUUCCCGACCCGCUGGUGUGUCUCUAUGGGAUGAAUUCACCGCUAUUCAGUACCCACAGUACGAACGUAGGACCGCUCCAUUAAGCCAUUCACAAGCAAACAGUGACUCCCGCGACGUCCCUUACAUCUUAUACCAUGCCAAAAUCUAUGUAUUCGCCUCCCGCUACCUCGUUCCAGCCCUUGCCCAGCUCGCCCUUACCAAGCUCCAUCGAGAACUGGUCUCGUUUCCUCUGCGAGCAUCUGGCCAUGGCUAUGGGGAUAACGGCACUAUACCCUAUGUAUUAGAAUUGCUACACUAUACAUUCAAGAACACGAAGGCAUAUGACCCGAGAUUUCCUUCGUUGGAUGCUAGCGCAGAUCUCCCGUCCGAGAGGGAGAACCGACUUCGCAAACUCACAACUCACUACGUUGCCUGCAAAAAGGAGAUGCUCCACUGA
Trichophyton verrucosum HKI 0517 is the source of this 1329-nucleotide messenger RNA. RefSeq lists its product as uncharacterized. NCBI's taxonomy places the organism in Eukaryota, Fungi, Ascomycota, Eurotiomycetes, Onygenales, Arthrodermataceae. The transcript is spliced from 3 exons. Bases 1 to 1329 code for a protein of 442 amino acids. The record is from RefSeq and is a predicted model, not a curated record.